Molecule: messenger RNA, 528 nt
Organism: Histoplasma mississippiense
Lineage: Eukaryota; Fungi; Ascomycota; Eurotiomycetes; Onygenales; Ajellomycetaceae
Exons: 4
Coding region: 1-528 (175 amino acids)
Source: RefSeq, a predicted model, not a curated record
AUGGGCUACAAGAGUAAUUACAAGAGUAGUGUGAAAAUACACCAAUUUAUCAAGCAAAAACCAGCUGCUUCCGUUGCCGGUUCAGAACCUAUGGAGGGUGAUAUGCUGAAUGCCAUCGAGAGCAUUUGCUUGGGUUGUCUGGAAAGGUUGCAAAACCCUCUAGUGCCAGCAGACGCCGUCGAGUUGGCCCAGGCGGCUAUUAACGCAGCUGAGGAUUUAAUUGUCGCUGGUGCAGACGCUUCGAACGUUAACGUUUUACAGGGUGCUGUGACAGCUGCAGUUAAGUUCUUCGCAGCGAAGAUCCGUGGGGCUCAACGAAAUGGUUCCCCUGAGGCCCCGGCUGAAACAGUGAUUGGUGAGAUCCCGGUGGCUACAUCGCCGGUCGCAGCUCCCAAGUCAUCGUUGAAACGUCGUGCUUCGCCAGUUGAGGAAAUCCGGGGUAAUAAGCAGGUCUGCCUUGGUGACAAUUCCUCAAAUGACACUGGCCAAGCUGAGGCGGAUCUGUUUUUUAAUCCCUGGGCGGAAUAA